Anopheles bellator is the source of this 4670-nucleotide messenger RNA. RefSeq names its product ATP-binding cassette sub-family C member 4-like. Gene Ontology annotation, molecular function: ATP hydrolysis activity; ABC-type transporter activity; ATP binding. The record is from RefSeq and is a predicted model, not a curated record. Gene Ontology annotation, biological process: transmembrane transport. The transcript is spliced from 6 exons. The coding region runs from base 168 to 4295 and encodes 1375 amino acids. NCBI's taxonomy places the organism in Eukaryota, Metazoa, Arthropoda, Insecta, Diptera, Culicidae. Gene Ontology annotation, cellular component: membrane.
AUCUUAAGAGCCAGACUGUUCCUUAUUUCGACGAUAGAGUGGUUUAUUAGCGAAGCACCGUGACGGGUUUCGGGCCGAUGUUGUGUAACAAAUAAGGAUAUGAAAACAUUUUCUAACAGAACUGGGCGAAAACCAACCGAAGUGAGUAAAGCAGCUUGUAGUGAAGAAUGGAAGCAGUUACGCGAAAACUGUCACCGAACCCACGGCAGAACGCCAACUUCGUUUCGGUGCUGACAUUCUGGUGGACGAUCGAUUUGUUCCGGAAGGGAUACAGCAAGGUGUUGGAGCUGCAGGAUCUUUUCCGGCCACUGGAUGUGGACCGAUCGGAUGUGCUCGGUGAUCGGUUAGAAAAGAAAUGGUUCGAACAACAAGCCGGACCGGGUCGGCCGUCGCUGGUGAAGGCGAUCUUCAAGACUUUUUGGCGCGAGUAUGGCGUUCUCGGGUUCAUCACCAUCGUCAACGACAUUUUCAUCCGACUAGCGCAACCAAUCGUUUUGGGUUGGCUACUCAUGUUCUUCCGCAAAGACACGGACGUAACCCGGGAAAGUGCAUUCUACUAUGCUGGCACGAUCGUUCUACUGAAUGCGCUGAGCGUUGUGACGAUCAACCAGUACGUGCUGGGAAGCUUCCAGAAUGGUAUGAAAGUGCGGAUUGCGAUGUGCAGUGUAAUCUAUCGGAAGGCGUUGCGUUUAUCGCGCACUGCCCUCGGCGAUACGGCGCCCGGCAAGGUGGUCAACUUACUCUCCAACGACGUGAAUCGCUUCGACAUCGUGUCCGUGUUUCUACACUCCAUGUGGUCAGCGCCACUCCUGGCAAUUAUCAUUGGAGUUCUGUUGUACAUCGAGGUUGGUGUGGCCGGCCUGAUCGGCAUGAUUGUUAUCGCGAUCGUUACACCGAUCCAAUCGUACACCGGCAAGUUGACGUCGCGAUUCCGUCUUCAGACUGCCCUGCGCACCGACGAACGCAUCCGGUUGAUGGAUGAAAUCAUCUCUGGCAUACAGGUUAUCAAAAUGUACGCCUGGGAACGUCCGUUCGCCAAGCUGAUCAGUCACGCUCGCCGGCUCGAACUGAAGAUCGUUCGAAAGAGUGCCUACGUGCGGGGACUCUACAUGACCUUUCUGCUGUUCACCACCCGUAUGGCCCUGUUCUGCACGAUGAUGGCGAUGGUUCUGCUCGGCAAUCAGCUUACGGCCGCCCGUGUAUUCGUCGUGGCCAUGUACUUCGGCAUUCUGGCCAACACGAUGUCGGCCAUGUUUGUGCGCGGCAUUGCGGAGAUCGCCGAGGCGAUGGUGGCGAUGCGCCGAUUGCAAAGAUUCCUCGAGUACGAGGAGAAGCUGGUAGAGGCGCUACCGGAUGCGAAGGAGAAGCUACUGUCCGAAUUCGGGGCCAACGGGGAUGUCGGCGAAAAGCAGAAGCUGAUCGAAGCGGAUAGUCAGUUACCGGCCAAUGUUGCAGUUUCGAUGCGAAGCGUAAUAGCCCGCUGGGGUGCGGUCAGGAAUCAGGAACUGGGCGCGAAACAGAAAAGCAACGGCAAUAUCACGAAAAAGCCAAAUGGUCAGCUUGAGGACACGGAACCCGAACACUUGCCACCGGCCACUCUCGCGAACGUUAACAUCGACUUCCGGAAGGGCAAACUGAUCGGAGUGAUCGGUCCGGUCGGUGCGGGAAAGUCAUCGCUUCUUCAGGCGAUCCUACGUGAGCUGCCGCUCGACUCUGGAGCGAUCGUAUGCCGGGGAAAGUUCGGCUACGUCAGCCAGGAACCGUGGGUAUUUGCGGGCACCGUGCGACAGAACAUUCUGUUCGGUCAGCCGAUGGAGAAGGACCGAUACGAAUCGGUUGUGCGGGCCUGUGCUCUUGUGACGGACUUCGAACAGUUGCCCGACGGCGAUCGAACGAUGAUUGGUGAGCGGGGCGCUGCCCUGUCGGGUGGUCAGAAGGCACGCAUCAGUUUGGCUCGUGCCGUCUAUCGGCGGGCCGAUGUGUUUCUGCUCGAUGAUCCGCUCAGUGCGGUCGACGCGCACGUCGGUAAGCAUCUGUACGAUCUGUGCCUGGGACCACACGGGCGACUUGGUGCCCUCAAGACGACACGCAUCCUUGUCACCCACCAAGUGCACUUUCUGAAGGAUGCCGACUGGGUGGUUGUGAUGAACGAUGGGCGAGUGCAGGCUCAAGGAACACCUCACGAGCUUGCGCAGAAUGGCAUCGAUUUUGUCGAGCUGGUGGAGAAGAAGGUGACCGAUGAUGAAAGUUGUACCGAAGGAGGUGACACGGGGUCGGUCAGUGCGGUGGACAAGCGCAGCCGUAGAGAUUCGCGAGCUUCGGCUCGGUCGGUAGGCUCCACUGCGAGCUUAGCAGAAGAUGACCCAAACGGAGAGGCGGAUGCACCGGUGCAAGGAAACGGUAUGGAGGGAACGUCGCGUGGAACAGUGCAGGGUUCGGUAUUGUUAAACUAUGUUCGCAGCGGAGCGAAUCCUCUGAUCGUGGUCGGCUUGUUGAUCCUUUUCCUCGCCACCCAGCUCGCGGCCAGUGGAGCGGAUUAUUGGGUUGCCUUUUGGACUUCACAAGAGGAACAGAGACAGUUUCAGGAAAUGGGCGCGACUAGUGGAAAUGAAACCGACAGCUUUGGUGAAGGAUACGGAGAAGAACAAGCGACACUGCUCAGCACCGAUCUCUGCAUGGCCAUCCACGGGGCGCUCGUUACAAGCAUCUUUUUAUUUGCCAUUUCUAGAUCGAUCAGUUUCUACCAAACAUCGGUGCGUGCGUCACAAAACCUGCACGACAGUAUGUUUAACGGCUGCGUAUCAGCUCCGAUGCGUUUCUACGAUACCAACCCGUCGGGUCGCAUCCUGAACCGGUUCUCCAAAGACAUGGGCUCUGUCGAUGAGCUGCUACCAAAAGCGACACUCGAUGCGUCUCAGAUCAUACUCAGUCUGUGCGGUACGAUCGUGGUCACUGUGAUCGUGAAUCCGAUGUUCCUCAUACCCCUAGCAGUGCUCGGCAUCAUCUUCGUCUUUGUGCGACGCAUUUUUCUUAAAACAUCGAAAAAUGUCAAGCGUCUCGAGGGCAUCACGCGCUCGCCCGUGUUUUCGCAUCUGGCCGCCUCGCUGGCCGGUCUCCCGACGAUCCGGGCGUUCGGGGCCCAGAGUGAACUGAUCCGCGAGUUUGACGCCCACCAGGACAUUCAUACUGCGUCCUUCUACAUGUUCAUUACCUGCAGUUCGGCGUUUGGCUUCGCACUCGACCUGCUCUGCCUGAUAUUCGUGUUUAUCGUCGUUUUUAGUUUUCUGCUUCUCGAACAGAACAUGCUCGGAGAUCGUGUCGGUUUGGCGAUCACGCAAGCGAUGGCGCUCACCGGCAUGAUGCAAUGGGGCAUCCGGCAGAGCGCUGAGGUGGCCAAUUUCAUGAUGUCCGUCGAGCGGCUUCUUGAGUACCGUGAUCUCGCGUCGGAACGGCAACCCCCGAAACCGGUCACACCCGGAGCGAGUUGGCCGGAGGCCGGUCGGAUCGAGUUCAAGCGGGUCACUUACCGAUACUUCGACGGGGCGCCGGCCGUUCUGCGGGAUCUUUCGUUUGCAAUACGACCCAAGGAAAAGAUUGGCAUCGUUGGACGAACGGGUGCCGGCAAAUCGUCGCUCAUUGGGGCCCUAUUCCGGUUGGCGCAGGUUGAGGGUGAGAUUGUUAUCGACGGUAUCGACACUGCCUUCAUCAUGCUCGAACAGCUGCGCUCGAAGGUGUCGAUCAUCCCGCAAGAUCCAGUUCUGUUUUCGGGGACGCUCCGGCGCAAUCUCGAUCCCUUCGAGGACUACCCGGACGUUGAGCUGUGGGGUGCAUUGGAACAGGUGGAGCUGAAGGAGCUGGCCAACACUCCGGCCGGCUUGCAGAUGGCAGUGGCGGCCGGUGGUUCCAACUUUAGUGUCGGUCAGCGGCAACUGAUCUGUCUCGCCCGGGCCAUCUUGCGCAACAAUCGUGUCCUGGUUCUCGAUGAAGCAACGGCCAACGUUGAUCCAACAACCGACCGUUUGAUUCAGGACACGAUACGGUACAAGUUUGCCGACUGCACGGUACUGACGAUCGCUCAUCGGCUGAACACGAUCAUGGACUCGGACCGGGUGCUGGUGAUGGAUGCGGGGCAAGCGGUCGAGUUUGGUACACCGUACGAGUUGCUACAACUUCCGAUCGGCAUUUUCCGCGACAUGGUCCUAGCGACGGGUCCGGCCGAGUCGGAGCGGUUGGUUCAGAUCGCUCAACAAAAGAACAAACAACAACAACCUUCCGGUACACCGGAGCCCGAGUGACACGGUGUGUGGCUCUCAAAACAAGAACGCUCAUUUGCGCUUACCGCCGGAAGUGUAAAAAUAAAUCUCACGUGUGGUACGAUGAAUCUACGUGGCAACCUAGCACUGGUUGCAAUUCGCAGCUGCGCGGCCAAUCCUCGUUUGUACAAACGUUUCCACUGUAUCGGUCUACUGUAAGGUGUAAAUCGAUAUGCUCUCGAUUCAUAAGUAGAAUGUGCCAGUGUCAAUGUAGUGAUUUUUGAUCGAAUGUUGAAGGAUUGGAGGGUUGUUACUUUAAAUACGUACUACUGCGGAUAUACGAUGUUAACAAAAAUAAAACUUAUUUUAUGACGCAUGUUAUAGCGAAGUAUCCGGUACAAUAAACCGACUGAAGAC